CUUUGUGUUGUUCGCCUCCUGUCUGCCAACUGUGCUGUGUUCUAUCUGUCAUGGCCAAACGUCAACAAUAACACUUACGUCAAUUAUAACUCGAGUAACCGGUACUGUGUGGUUGACACAAUUCUUAAAAGAGAAAUAUGGACUCCAGACUUUCAAGAGAUUCCCUGCAACAAGCAAUAGUUACCCACAAUUUGCAAGUUAAAGCAUUAAUUCAGGACAUAAGUCAUGUUAGUGGGCCAAUGGAUCUCCUUAAUGAUAUGAAUGCAGAAGGCCGAGAGAAAUUAGCCAAACUGCGGAAAUAUAUUGAGCAAUAUGAGUGGAUUGUCAGGGAAGCAAAUGAUUCUACUGACAAACAACUACUCCAGAAAGAAGUAGAAAGUCACCGUCAACAGUACACAAGUUCCUUAUCAGCCUUUAGGCAAGCAAAUAUUGGUGCUAUGCUCCGUAUUGAGAAGGUUGCCAAAACAGAACUCUUUAACUACAGUGAUAACAAUGAAGGCGGUGACGAUUCUGGAAUGCGCCAUCGAAAAGACAAAGCUGGCCUUGCCAAAAUGUCCACCAAUGUUACUGACCAAUUAUUAUCGAUAAGUCGAAAUUUGGCUGACACGACUCAAAGAAGUGCUGAAACUUUGGAAACUCUAGCUAACUCAUCUACAAGUGUUCAUAGCACAAAAGAUGAACUUCGCACCACAUCAAGCGUCAUCCAACAAUCUGGAACACUCCUAGCUAAAUACGGAAGGAGGGAACUUACAGAUAAAGUCCUCCUUUUUUUUGCAUUUGCAUUUUUUUUUGCAUGCGUUUUAUAUAUAGUUUAUAAGAGAUUAUUUUAAAUUAUUUUUAAAAUUUUUCAAAAGUAUGAUGAAUUAUAACAACAAAUUGUAAAAAAAUAAACAAACACUAAAUUUUUAGCUCAGA
Molecule: messenger RNA, 915 nt
Organism: Frankliniella occidentalis (western flower thrips)
Lineage: Eukaryota; Metazoa; Arthropoda; Insecta; Thysanoptera; Thripidae
Gene: Sec20
Product: vesicle transport protein SEC20
Exons: 5
Coding region: 138-830 (230 amino acids)
Biological process (GO): retrograde vesicle-mediated transport, Golgi to endoplasmic reticulum
Cellular component (GO): endoplasmic reticulum; SNARE complex
Molecular function (GO): SNAP receptor activity
Source: RefSeq, a predicted model, not a curated record